CAAACCCUAAUUAAAAAAAACAAGAACACAAGGCAUCAUUCAUACGAAUUCUCCUGUAUAAGUGUGUGGAGUUCACGGCAUUUGGAUCGAGAAUCUGAGAGAUAUCGAUAUGGGGAGCGUUGCUGCAGAGCCGAGGACGUUGGAGAAUGGAGGGCACAUGAAGGGUUCGAGCAGAGAGCUGAGACAUGGAAGAACAGCUCACAACAUGUCGUCUUCUUCCCUGAGGAAGAAGUCUGAUCUGAAAAUGAUCCAGAAGGUUCCUUGCAAAUGUCUCAAAGAUUUCCUCGCGAAUCUCCAGGAAGUCAUCCUCGGAACCAAACUCUCCGUUCUUUUUCCCGCCAUCCCCCUCGCCAUUGUCGCCAACUCCUACGGCUUCGCUCGCCCAUGGAUAUUUGCAUUGAGCUUGCUGGGGUUGACACCUCUCGCGGAGCGUGUCAGCUUUCUGACAGAGCAAAUAGCCUUCUAUACCGGUCCAACGGUGGGAGGACUGUUGAACGCCACGUGUGGUAACGCCACGGAGCUGAUAAUAGCGGUACUGGCGUUAGCCAGCCACAAGAUCGACGUGGUCAAGUACUCAUUGCUGGGUUCCAUUCUCUCCAACCUCUUAUUGGUUCUCGGCACUUCCCUCUUCUGCGGUGGCAUUGCCAAUCUCCGUAGGGAGCAGCGGUUCGACCGGAAACAAGCCGAUGUGAAUGCCUUCUUGCUGCUGAUGGGGCUGCUUUGCCACUUGCUACCAAUGUUGUUCAACCAUGUGGCCACCGGAGAAUCAUCGGCAGCUCUGAUUUCCGAGGCGACGUUAACUCUAUCGCGGGCAAGCAGUAUCGUUAUGUUGAUCGGUUACAUAGUUUACCUCGUCUUCCAGCUUUGGACACACCGUCAGUUAUUCGAGGCCCAAGAGGACGACGAGUAUAACGAUGAUGUUAGUGAUGAAGAAACUCCAGUGAUCGGAUUCUGGAGUGGAUUUAUUUGGCUGGCCGGGAUGACCAUCGUCAUCGCCUUGCUAUCCGAGUAUGUGGUGGGAACCAUCGAGGAUGCUUCGGACACUUGGGGAUUAUCGGUGAGUUUCAUCAGCAUCAUUUUGCUGCCCAUUGUUGGAAACGCGGCCGAGCACGCGGGAGCGAUCAUUUUCGCGUUCAAGAACAAGCUCGACAUAUCUCUUGGUGUCGCGUUAGGUUCUGCAACUCAGAUCUCCUUGUUCGUGGUUCCCUUGUGCGUCAUUGUUGCAUGGAUAAUGGGAAUCGAUAUGGAUCUCAACUUUAACAUCCUCGAGACUGGUUCUCUGGCCCUCGCUAUUAUCAUCACCGCCUUCACCUUACAGGACGGAACUUCUCAUUACAUGAAGGGACUGGUUCUCUUGCUGUGCUACGUAAUCAUCGGUGCCUGCUUCUUCGUCAACAGAAUUCCUCCGAUGAAACAACCAGCUGAGGUUACGGACUUGAGAUUUGGACCGUUGAACGCCGGCGGCGGAGGAAUCUUCUCAGCCUAAAGAGAUCGCCGUGUGUCCGAUCGAGAAAUCGACGACGAAAGGGAAUGGAGUAUUGAUUCGUUGACCUGUCAGAGGGAAUCCCUGGAUCUUGGGGCGUCAUGAGUUUCAGUUCGAUAUUUAAUACUAAAGAUCAGGUGCUUGAUGAAGACAGGUUUCUAGACAUGCUCUGUCUUGAGGGCAUUUUGCUUCUCUUGUUUUGUUUCCUCUUCAAAUCUUUACUUCUCUCCAUGUUCUCUCUCUCUCUCUCUAAAUGUUGUUUGGCCUCCUUGUCCGGUAAUAAUUGCAUUUUUCAAUGUAAUCAUAAUAAUAAAUAAUAGCAAUAUAUAUUGUUAUUGUUU
Molecule: messenger RNA, 1824 nt
Organism: Tarenaya hassleriana
Lineage: Eukaryota; Viridiplantae; Streptophyta; Magnoliopsida; Brassicales; Cleomaceae
Product: vacuolar cation/proton exchanger 3
Exons: 11
Coding region: 110-1486 (458 amino acids)
Biological process (GO): calcium ion transmembrane transport; intracellular calcium ion homeostasis
Cellular component (GO): plant-type vacuole membrane
Molecular function (GO): calcium:proton antiporter activity
Source: RefSeq, a predicted model, not a curated record